Messenger RNA from Drosophila persimilis, 1088 nucleotides. Its product is annotated as protein late bloomer. NCBI's taxonomy places the organism in Eukaryota, Metazoa, Arthropoda, Insecta, Diptera, Drosophilidae. The transcript is spliced from 4 exons. Gene Ontology annotation, cellular component: membrane. Bases 235 to 861 code for a protein of 208 amino acids. The record is from RefSeq and is a predicted model, not a curated record.
GUGCCACAAGCAAGAGACGACUUUUUGGAGAGCGGAAAUCCCGAAAGAACAUUUAACGGAAAUUUAUUUCGCUGUAAAUUCAAUUCGGAAAAACAAGCCAAAAGAAAAACGUGAAAGUAAAUAAACAAACAGCAAGAGAGGGGGAGAGAAACAAACAACAACAGCAAGGUGAAGAGACCUUCUUGAGCGAAUUUUGCAGGUAAUUCCAGAAGUCGGUUUUCCAGAUCUACAAACAUGGGCUGUGCCACGACCAGCGUUAAGAUCACCUCCAUUAUACUGAAUGCCAUUUUAGGGCUUCUGGCAUUGGGCUCCAUUGGAUGGAUCGCUUACAAUGCGGACACCGAGAGCGAGGAGUUCGUCAUCGCCGCCUAUGUGGCCUGCUCGCUGAUCCUCGUGUUCGCCAUGCUGGGCAUCGUGGCGGCCAUCCGAGAGUCGGUGGCCCUGACUGCAACGAGUGCCGUGUUCCUGCUGGUACUGGCCAUACCGCAGAUCGUGAGCACCUGCAUGCUGCUGCAUCAGUACGAGGUGCAAAGUGGACAGGAGACGGUGGAGGUGGCUUGGCAGGCCAACAACAUGGACGCACUGCAGCAGAAGCACGAGUGCUGCGGCAAGAGCAGCGCCCAGGACUAUGUGCAUCUUAACCAGCUUAUCCCGCCCAGCUGCUACGCCGAUCUUCAGCAGACCACCGACCACCUCUUUCUAGAGGGCUGCAUCGAGAAGGUGCAGAGUUUCUAUGAGAGCGACAAGCAGCGCUUCAUCAUUGUGUCCUGGGUUCUGGUUGCAUUCGAGUUGCUCUGCUUCGUCCUGGCCGUCUUUCUAGCCAUUAGCUUCCGCAACAAGCAGCGCCGCCUGCAGUUCUAGGAUGGCCCAGAAUCGACCUGAUCCCACAGUACAAAUGCUUCGGACUUUGGGUCUCUCAAGUAAUUCCCGCCUAGGCAUUUCAUUACAAACAUAACAACAACAAAAACCAAAGUCAUUCAUUAUUUACUCGUACCUAAACCUUUCCUCUAAUUAAGUACAUCAUAUAGUCCAAUUAUCCAUUAUAAUUAUCGAAAUAAAUGUGUCUGUGUCUGUUUAAAAACGUUUCA